AGAUAAGACCAGCUACGAGCGAAAAUAGGUGCCCCUGGGAUAUCCAGUUUUUACUUUUAUGGCUCACUGCUUGUCCAACUCUCUCUCUCUCUCUCUCUCUCUCUCUCUCUCUCUCUCUCUCUGAAGAUGAAAGGUGAAGGAAUGAAUAGCUCGGGGGAUGAGUGAGUGAAUAGUGCCGCGCAAGAAACACCCACCUCCGCAAGUCUGGACCGACGAAGAAGGAGCUGGGGAGAGUUUGCAAGUAUCAGGGGAAGUCAGUCACCUUUUCACACGUAGUGAGGAUCCUCUGGGAAGAAAACUCUUUUUUGAACGGUACUCCAACGAAUGAGUGCCUAUUUUCCUUCCUCCUCAGCAGCCCUGUGCCGGUGCAGUUUACGGUCCCAUUGACAGGUCUGUCUCCUUCUGUGGAUCCAGGUGUCCUGUGAAUCCCCCACGUUGCGUAAAGGAUGCAGAUUUUGGGACUUGGGACUAGGGGAUUCUUCCCAGUCUUCUUGGUCACACUGGCCACCAUUUUCACCAGCCCAGCUCAGGGUCAAGUUUCAUCUCCACGGCGACUACGUUUUAAAGUGCUGGGUUCAGACAAAUUGGUUGUGUCAUGGAAGGAGCCAAAAGGAGAUUUUGAAAGUUAUAGAUUUAUUUAUAACACUGAACCAGGUGGGAAAGAACAUGAGCAGCAGAUUUCCAAGGCAGAAAGUAAAGCGGAGAUCAAAAACUUCACUCCAGGGAAGGAGUACAGCAUAAAGGUCAUUGCUAUGAGUGGAACAGAGAGGAGUAAGCCACUGCUAGGCAAAUAUCCAGCCAAGGCAACUGUUCCUGACGAUGUCACUGCAAGUGCACCUCUACAGAAACUGAAGGACACCAGUGAGGACACCAAUGAGAUUUCAGAAGAGGAUCAGUUUGUCUGUAAGACCCCGGCGAUAGCGGACAUCGUGAUCCUGGUGGACGGCUCCUGGAGCAUCGGCAGGAUAAACUUCCGCCUGGUCCGCACGUUCCUGGAAAACCUGGUGAGCGCUUUCAACGUGGGCUUUGACCAGACCCGGAUAGGACUGGCUCAGUACAGCGGGGACCCCAGAAUGGAGUGGCACCUGAACACCCACACCACUAAGGAGACUGUGAUCGAGGCGGUGAAGAACCUGCCGUACAAAGGAGGGAACACGCUGACGGGCCUUGCGCUGAUGUACAUCCAGGAGAACAGCUUCAAGCCCGAAUCCGGCUCCCGAGAAGGCGUUCCCAAAAUCGGUAUUUUGAUCACGGACGGCAAGUCCCAGGAUGAUGUCAUCCCCCCAGCCCAAAGCCUUCGAAGCCAGGGCAUCGAGCUGUUUGCUAUUGGCGUUAAAAAUGCGGACGAGAACGAGCUGAAGGCCAUCGCGUCGCCGCCCGAGGACACGCACGUGUACAACGUGGCCGACUUCACCAUCAUGAGCAGCAUCGUGGAGGGCCUGACCCGCACGCUGUGCGAGCGCGUGGAGCAGCAGGACAAGGAGAUCAAAGGAGUGCCCGGCGCUCCGACGUCUCCUGGUGCGCCUACGGACCUGGUGACAUCGGAGGUGACGGCGCGGAGCUUCCGCGUGUCCUGGACCCCCGCGCCCGGGGAGGUGAAGAAGUACCGCGUGGUGUUCUACCCCACCCGGGGGGGCCAGCCGGACGAGGUGGUUGUGAGCGGCGGUGAGACCUCGGUGGUCCUGCCGUACCUGAACUCUCUGAUGGAGUACCAGGUCGCCGUCUUCGCCGUGUACGUCAGCUCCGCCAGCGAGGCGCUUCGAGGCACCGCGACUACCUUGGCCCUGCCCAUGGUGAACAGCCUGGAGCUGUACGACGUGUCCCACAGCAGCAUGCGUGCCCGCUGGAAGGGCGUGGAGGGCGCCUCGGGGUACAUGAUCCUGUACGCCCCGCUCACCGAGGCCGACGCCGCUGACGAGAAGGAGGUGAAAGUGGCAGAAACUGUGAAUGAUGUGGAGCUGCAGGGGCUGACCCCGGACACAGAGUACACGGUGACCGUGUACGCCAUGUACGGCGAAGAGGCCAGCGAUCCCGUGACCAGCCAGGAGACCACGCUGCCGCUGAUCCCGGCUCGCAACCUGCGGUUUUCCAAUGUUGACCACAGCUCGGUCAAGCUGACCUGGGACGCGGCCUCCCGGAAGGUCAGAGGUUACCGCAUCAUGUACGUAAAAACUGACGGGACACAACCAAAUGAGAUUGAGGUGGGUCCGGUGACGACCCAGCAGCUUCGGAACCUGACGUCACUGACCGAGUACACGGUGGCCAUCUUUGCCCUGUACCAGGAGGGCCAGGCCGAGCCCCUCACCGAGAGCUUCACCACCAAGAUGGUUCCAGAACCUCUGGACCUGAGGACCAGCGAGGUCUCCACCAACAGCUUCCGGGUCGGCUGGAAGCACCCGGCCUCGGACGUGGUGCUGUACAGGGUGUCCUGGACCCCCAUGACCGGGGGGGACACUAAGGAGAUGCUUGUGAAUGGAAAACUCAACACGUUCCUGUUGACCAGUUUACGGCCUCUCACAGAGUAUGAAGUGUCACUGUCUGCCAUCUUCAGAGGGGAAAUGGAGAGUGACGCUGUGGCCGUUAUAGAAACAACAGUGCAAAGAACAACAACUGUGCCCGCCACUACCGCAGUGGUGCGCACGGGAGUGAGGAACCUGCGCAUCAGCGACCAGACCACCUUCAGCAUGCAGGUGUCCUGGGAGCUGCAGGACCCGACGGUGCGCCAGUACCGCGUGUCUUACAUCAGCGCCCGGGGCGACCGCGCAGAGGAAACGGUCAUGGUGCCCAGCCCCAAGAACACCCUCCUCCUGCAGCCCCUGCUGUCUGACACCGAGUACAAGGUGACCGUCACGCCCAUCUACGCUAAUGGCGAUGGCUCCAGCGUCGUCCGCAUGGGCAAAACCUUGCCUCUCUCUGCUCCCCGGAAUCUGAGGGUGUCUGAAGAAUGGUACAACCGCUUCCGCAUCACCUGGGACACGCCCCCAUCGCCAACCAUGGGCUACAGGAUAGUCUAUCAGCCAAUCUCCGCACCAGGACCCGCCCUGGAGACCUUUGUGGGCGAAGAUGUCAACACCAUGCUGAUCCUGAACCUGCUGAGCGGGACGGAGUACAGCGUCAAGGUCAUCGCCUCCUACACCACGGGCUCCAGCGACGCGCUGUCCGGCAAGGCCAAGACACUGUACCUGGGCGUGACCAACCUGAACACAUACCAGGUGCGCAUGACCAGCAUGUGUGCUCAGUGGCAGCUGCACCGGCACGCCUCCCUCUACAGGGUGGUCAUCGAGUCCCUGCUCAAUGGACAAAGACAAGAAGUGAGUUUGGGGGGCGGAGCUUCCAGACACUGCUUCUACAACCUUUCACCCAACACCCAGUACAAAAUCAGCGUCUACGCCCAGCUCCAGGAAACUGAAGGACCGGCGGUCGUCGUCAUGGGCAAAACCUUUCCCGUUCCAACUGCAGCCCCGACUGUGCCCCCGACAACCUCCCUACCCACCAUUCCUCAGCCCAGAGAAGUGUGCAAAGCGGCCAAGGCCGACCUGGUCUUCCUGGUGGACGGGUCCUGGAGCAUCGGCGAUGACAACUUCCACAAAAUCAUCCGUUUCCUGUACAGCACGACAGGCGCGCUCGAUCAGAUCGGCCCGGACGGGACCCAGGUGGCCAUCGCUCAGUUCAGUGAUGACGCCAGAACGGAGUUCAGGCUCAACUCUUACAAUGACAAGGAGAGCCUGCUGGAGGCCAUUCAGCGCAUACAGUACAAGGGAGGAAACACCAAGACAGGACGAGCGAUCAAACACGUGAAAGACUUCAUCUUCACUGUGGAGGGGGGCAUGAGGAGGGGCAUCCCCAAAGUACUGGUGGUGCUGACAGAUGGCCGGUCUCAGGACGAUGUCAAUAAGGUUUCCAAGGAGAUGCAGAUGGAAGGCUACAUCGUCUUCGCUAUCGGGUUCGCGGACGCAGACUACGGGGAGCUGGUGAGCAUCGCCAGCAGGCCCAGCGAGAGGCACGUCUUCUUCGUUGAUGAUUUAGACGCCUUCAGGAAGAUCGAGGAGCAGCUGGUGACCUUCGUCUGCGAAGCUGCCUCAGCAACGUGUCCCUCUGUCCAGAUGAGUGGCAGCACCUUAGCAGGCUUCCGGAUGAUGGAGAUGUUCGGACUGGUCAGUGGCCAGUAUGCAGGUGUAGAGGGCGUAUCCAUGGAGCCCGGGACGUUCAACAGCUUCCCCUGCUAUAGGCUGCACAAGGAUGCCCUCAUCUCCCAGCCCACAAAGUACCUGCACCCCGAAGGCCUGCCGUCUGACUACACCAUCACAGUGCUGUUUCGUCUGCUCCCUGAAACUCCCCAAGAGCCCUUUGCAUUGUGGGAAGUCCUAAACAAAGAAAACGAGCCCCUGGUGGGCCUCAUCCUGGACAAUAGUGGGAAAACCCUCACAUUCUUCAACUACGACUACAAGUCAGAGUUCCAGACAGUGACCUUUGAGGGGCCAGAGAUCAAAAAGCUCUUCUAUGGAAGUUUUCACAAGCUCCACAUGGCCAUCAGCAAGACCUCAGCCAGGGCUGUCAUCGACUGCAAGCUGGUGGGAGAGAAGCCCAUCAAUGCGGCAGGCAACAUCACCAUGGACGGGGUGGAGGUCCUGGGCAGGAUGGUGCGCUCCCGAGAGAAGAGAGACAAUUCGGCACCGUUCCAGCUCCAGAUGUUCGACAUCGUCUGCAGCACCUCGUGGGCCAGCCGGGACAAGUGCUGCGAGCUGCCGGGCCUGCGAGUGGAAGCAGACUGCCCGGCUAUGCCCAAAGCGUGCACCUGCACCCAGGACAGCAAAGGCCCACCCGGCCCCUCCGGACUCCCUGGCGGACCGGGAAUCAGAGGUGCCAGAGGGGAUCGAGGGGAACCAGGCCAUGUGGGGCCCCAGGGUCCGGCAGGAGAGAUCGGUGCGCCAGGACCUCAGGGCCCCCCGGGCCCCCAGGGCCCCAGCGGACUAUCCAUUCAGGGGCCGCCGGGAGCACCUGGGGAGAAAGGAGAGAAGGGUGAAGCUGGCCCUCCUGGACUGCAGGGUGUCCCUGGACCUGCUGGGACACCAGGCCGGGAUGGGCCUGCGGGACAGAGGGGACUGCCUGGGAAAGAUGGCCCCCAGGGACGGCAAGGUCCAUCAGGAACCAUUGGCACCCCUGGAGCUCCAGGGUCCCCAGGGCAGACCGGACCCCCGGGGUCACUCGGUAAUCAAGGUCCGCCGGGCCCUCCUGGUGGCAGAGGAGAGAAGGGUGAACGAGGUGACAUGCAAUCCCAAACUGCCGUCCAAGAAAUCGCCCGUCAAGUCUGUGAACAACUGAUUCAGAGUCACAUGUCUCGCUACAACUCGAUCCUCACCCACGUCCCCGUUCGGCAAGCCAUUGUGCGCUCCGCGCCUGGACCCCCGGGGGAGCCAGGGCGGCAGGGGUCUGCUGGGCCCCAGGGAGAGCAGGGCCCACCAGGCAGGCCAGGGUUCCCUGGGGGCAAUGGGGAGAAUGGGCAGCCAGGAGAGAGAGGGUUCCCGGGAGAGAAGGGAGAAAAGGGGAUCGCAGGGGUGGGCAUCCAGGGCCCCAGAGGCCCCCCAGGGCCCCCAGGUCUGCCAGGAGAGGGGCGAACUGGCAACCAGGGGCAGCCAGGCAGACCUGGCAACUCUGGCACUCCGGGGCGGCCGGGCAUCCCUGGCCCCACCGGCCCUGCUGGGCCCCCCGGGUACUGCGACCAGAGCUCCUGCAUGGGCUUCAAUGUCGGAGGUGGAAAUGGUGGUGGCCCAACUGAUCGAGAUGUUCCCUUAGUACAAUCACCUCCCAACCCCUACCAACCGUACAACCCCACUGAAAACGAAGAGGAGGAGGACGACUCUUAUGACCCUUACCACGCGUACCCUUCCGAGUACUACCAGCCCAACUACCCCGCCCCCCGCCCCGUCCAGCCGGACGAUGACACCGUCGAGGUGAGGUCACCGGGAAUCCACCGUGUUGGCAGAAGCCUGUCUGUAAAGAAGAGAGGCUCCGCCCGAAAGGUGGAGGGGCGACUGAACAAACGCACAUCAGGGACACUCAACUGAAAGGACUGGAGCAUGCUCACGGAGCUAAAUGGGAGUUAAUAAAGCAUUAGUUCUUGGAGGAACCAACCGGGUGUGCUAUCACAGGCAAAUCCGAAAAAAGUGCCUGAUGUUUGUUUUGUUUUUUGUUUUUUUUGUUUUUGUUUUUGUUUUGGGUGGGGGGGGUGGAAAGGGAGGGGGGAUGGAGGGAGAAUCAAGAUUAAGUCCACUUUUCUUGAUUUGCAUGAAGCUUUGGAGACAGUGUGAACGUUGAUUGUAUAAUUGGCUUAUAUAAUGUUUGUUAAUGUGCUGUAAGCUUCUUUUGUAAAUGCCUUACACCAUGGUGAACAUUUGUACAGUUUGUGUUAUUGUUUUGAAAAUGUCUCCUAUAGAUUUCCACACAUGUUGUCUGGUAAUAUACAAUUAUUCUUCUGCCAAUAUUAUAUUUGCAACAAGCUUUACAAGGUUAUUUAUUGGGGAGAAAUAUCCUACUUUAUGAUACACUUGUAUCGCAUUCAUGUGUGGUGGCACUCAUAAAUGUGGAAGAGAACCUUAAUUCUUAUUCGAUCCUUCAUUAUCUAAAGGUAAAUAACAAUAUGAAUGUUAACAGAACAUAAGAAAUCACUCAUGUGUCCUUCAUGUCACAUUUAUGCAGAAUGUGAAAUAUACACAGAAUCGUGGGAUAAAGGAACAGUUUGGAAAUUUUCUUUUUUUUUUUUCUCACGUGAAAUAGUGUCAUCAUGCUGUCUGUUUUCUCAAGGAGAAGUUGAUAAGAUGUGCUAUAUGAUAAGAUCUACACAGUUCAUUACAUCUCUGGCUGAAUCUGUGAAAUAUAUUUUGCUGCCUAUUUUAGGCUUAUUGUCGGUUUCUUGGAUAAUGAUCUGCAACAUGGGGGACCAUUGCUUUUUCACAUUGUACGUGUGUUGAAUAGUUAGGCCUGUGGUCUAAUGCCCUUUCAGAGCUUAAAUAAAAACCUAAAAUUGGCCACUAUGGAAUGUCAACCAUGGAAUCAUCAAGGAACUUUUGAAUCAAGAAAGUUAUUUAUUUUCGCUUUUUUACCAAUAAAAUCCGAAGUACAACCGUGA
Anguilla rostrata (American eel) is the source of this 7126-nucleotide messenger RNA. Its product is annotated as collagen alpha-1(XIV) chain-like. Gene Ontology annotation, molecular function: protein binding. Lineage: Eukaryota; Metazoa; Chordata; Actinopteri; Anguilliformes; Anguillidae. Gene Ontology annotation, cellular component: interstitial matrix. The transcript has 48 exons. Bases 447 to 6065 code for a protein of 1872 amino acids. The record is from RefSeq and is a predicted model, not a curated record.